AUGCCUCCCAAAUCAAAAGCAAAGGCUACAAAACCUUCUGUCGCACCUGUAGCGAAGCAAACUAUCGCCCGUCCGGAUUGGCCAGCCCUUACACCUGCAUCCCCAGCUUCAGAUCUUGCGUGCUCAACUUUGUUACCCGCUCAGAUCUUGACGAUACCACGCCUCUUCACUUCAUCCUUGAGUGCCAAAUACGUCUCAUUUCUAAAAUCUUUGCCACUGGUCACCACUCCCGGACGCCCAAAACGCGGCGAUGCUGUACGCGUCAAUGAUCGAUAUCAAAUUGACGAUCCCGACUUUGCACGCCACUUGUGGGAACAGACUGCACUCCAAGAAUUGAUUACGGCAGGUGAAGUGGACGGAGAAUCACUCGAUGUCAAGCAACGUCAAGAUCUGUUCGGCGGCGAAAUUCUAGGCCUCAAUCCGAACAUCAGAAUCUAUCGAUACUCAGAAGGACAAUUCUUCGACCAGCACUAUGACGACUCCAACAAUUUGAUGUUCCCCAAGGAAGACGGCACUAGUGUUCCUGCANAAGACUACAUGGACACUGUUGCUAUAUCUGACAACUUGUGGGGAGGUGAGACUGUCUUUUAUCCUGAUCCGCCGACCAGAAAGGCAGCUCCUCCUCCACCAGUUGAGGCAAGCCCAGAAGUCGGCCUCGCAUUGUUGCAUCGACACGGCAAAGAGUGCAUGGUCCACGAAGGGCGUGAAGUGACGAAAGGUGAAAAAUGGGUAAUCAGAAGCGACUUGUGUGUCAAGCGAUGA
Molecule: messenger RNA, 762 nt
Organism: Aureobasidium musti
Lineage: Eukaryota; Fungi; Ascomycota; Dothideomycetes; Dothideales; Saccotheciaceae
Source: the annotation of a GenBank genome assembly